Molecule: messenger RNA, 1807 nt
Organism: Patella vulgata (common limpet)
Lineage: Eukaryota; Metazoa; Mollusca; Gastropoda; Patellidae
Product: complement component 1 Q subcomponent-binding protein, mitochondrial
Exons: 6
Coding region: 55-894 (279 amino acids)
Biological process (GO): cytosolic ribosome assembly
Cellular component (GO): mitochondrial matrix
Source: RefSeq, a predicted model, not a curated record
GAAAGGAAGUAAACCACGCUUUCCGGUUUUACCGAAGAACUCAAGAACUUGAAAAUGGCAGGGGUCAUCGGGAAAAGUUUGUUGUCAGUCGCAAAAAGGAUUGUCAGUCCUAGCUCUGCUCAAAUUUUGAAGUCAAAAUUUCCCAUGUCACCAAGCGGUGGAAUGGUUACCCUUAAUGCCCCGAGAAAUUUAUGGCAUUUGUCCUGCUCGAGUUGGGACGUGACAACAAUUUCAUCACGUUUGGUUCCUGCAUCACACACAUGUGGCUGCCGGUGCCAACUUCAUACAGAAGUUGAUGGAGCUAUAUCAAAGUUUUUAGAUAAAGAAAUAAAACUAGAAGAAACUUCUAAAUCCAACCAAAAAUUACCAACAGUAAAAGGUUUUGAAUUAUCUAAAUCAGAUGGAAGUGAUGUAGAAUUAGUUAAGCAAAGUGGAAAUGAAAAAGUUACAGUAAAAUUUAAUGUGAAUGCAUCAGUGGAUUCUGAUCAUCCCCCAGCUGUUGAAGGCCAAAGUGAGGAAGCUACCGAUAUGGUUUCUAGACCAAGUUUUACUGUUGAAUUAAAUAAGGGAGACAACCAGAUUUUAGCUGUUCACUGUUAUUUCCCUGAAGAUGGUAUGGUAGAUGAUGCCAGUCAAGAAGGUACAGAAUCGAUUGAAGAUUUAUUUGAAAUACAAGAAGUUGCUUUAUACAGUGGGGAAUGGAGUGACUCUGUUUAUAGCUUACAGGCUGAAACAAUGGAUGGCAAUUUAUAUGAUUUAAUAAUGGAUAUGUUAGAUGAACGAGGUAUUAAUGACGAGUUUGUUAAUGAUCUUAUUGAAUUCAGCACAGUGUAUGAACAUGGAAAAUAUAUCGGUUUUCUUAAAAAUAUGAAAUCAUUUGUUGAUAAAAACUAAACUAAUAACAUUUAUCAAAUGUUUAUAUUUGUCAUAAGUAAAAUCAGUGGUGUCAAUGUAUCAUUGUCAGCAGAAGGGAUAACAGUUUUAUUUUGUUUGAAUAGCUAGACAUAGAAAUAAUUGCAACAAACGAAUACCAUGUAGUAUUGUAUGGGAAGACCAGUGAAUAUGUUUCCGAACCUCUAGGACAUAACAUACAUCUAUAAAUAGGUAUAUUGAAUAGUAUGUGCCUGUGAGAAUUGCCCUUACUACACUAAUGUUAAAGACAUACUAUACUAUCACCCACCAAGGAAAAAAUUUAAUUUGAAUAAUUUCAUUCAAAGUACCUUUAAGCUCUCCUUAUUACCCAAGAUCUGAGCACUGACAGCUUACAGAAAGAUAUUGUGCGAUAGCGUUCUUCUUUGAAUCCAACUAAAAAAUGUGCAUGACAUGUAUAUUGACAUUUUACCAGAUCACGAUUGAAUUUCAUUUUUAAAUAUCAUUUUCAAAUUAGUACUGGUACUAAUAGUAAGCUAAAUGUUUGUAUUUGGUUUGAAAGAAUGCCAUUUGUAAUGGUUGAAUGACAUAAAUUUUUGUAUAUUUUAUACAUGUAAACAAAGGCUUUACAAACAAUAUGUAACAUUUACUGUGAACAAAUUACAAUUUACUUUUUGUAUUUUACACUAGUUGAUUGCUAUAUCAAUUUCAUAUAUAGUACAUCAGACAUCUAAAAUAUUGGUUUAGAUCUGGCAAAAACUCAGCAAAGGGAGCAAAUAUCAAUAAUUAAGUUUGGACGUGUUAUAGAAGAGAAAAUGUUGUAUGCAUGUUAUAAAAUUAGAAGAUUUGAGAUGUAGAAUAGAUAGUAUAAACUGUGAUUCUUCUCUGAUACAUAUAAUCUGAUUUAUAUAAAUAAACUGUAAAACAAAUCAACUUA